CAACCUCAUCCGAGCUUCAAGCAACGACAGCUCCUAGACAGAAGCAUACCAAAGGCACGAUGGUCAUCAAUCCUACCUAUCUCGCGCAGCGGACGCGCCAAUCGGUCAAUUGGUCUGAUGCACAGCGGAGGGUUUUGAGGAGCUAUCGAGAAUGGAUCAGAUCUGCCCCGGAGAUUCAGACGAUGUAUUCGCUCAACAUCCCUGUUGCACAAUUGAGGACGAAGAUGCGGCAGGAAUUCGAAAGACAUAGAUUUGUUAAUCAAAUCGGGGUCGUGGAUAUGUUGCUAUUUCAGAGCCAUGCGGAAUAUCAGGAAACAUUGAACUACUGGAAGCAGUUACCACACAUCCUCAAGUACUUCAGAGCAGACGAGGACCCAAAUGCACGACGACCACAGAAUUUCAUGAGUGGUUUCUUGGAGGGUCGUAACUGAGCUUCAUUGUCGUUCCAUAGCUUUGUACAUAUCCCAAUAAACGAGUCGAACUCUGAAG
This is a messenger RNA of Mollisia scopiformis, 489 nucleotides long. Its product is annotated as NADH-ubiquinone oxidoreductase 14.8 kDa subunit. Gene Ontology annotation, biological process: response to oxidative stress. The record is from RefSeq and is a predicted model, not a curated record. Lineage: Eukaryota; Fungi; Ascomycota; Leotiomycetes; Helotiales; Mollisiaceae. The transcript has 5 exons. Bases 60 to 431 code for a protein of 123 amino acids.